Oryza sativa Japonica Group (Japanese rice) is the source of this 1865-nucleotide messenger RNA. Its product is annotated as protein TIC110, chloroplastic. Gene Ontology annotation, biological process: protein import into chloroplast stroma. The record is from RefSeq and is a predicted model, not a curated record. Gene Ontology annotation, cellular component: TOC-TIC supercomplex I. Lineage: Eukaryota; Viridiplantae; Streptophyta; Magnoliopsida; Poales; Poaceae.
GUCGCCGCCGCGCUCGCCACGCCACGCCACGCCACGCCGCGCGCGCGCACAGCAAUGGAGCUCUCGCUUGCCUCCGCGAAGCCCUCGCCUCGCGCCGCCGCCGCCGCCGCGGCGGCGGCGGCGGCAUCGUCGUCGCUGCUGUCGCUGCGGGGGAGGAGGAGGAGGGUGGGGGUGGUGUGCGCGGCGGUGUCGUCGGGGGAGGAGGUGUUCGGGGGGAGGAGGGAGCUGGCGGGGGUGCAGCCGCUGGUGGAGGCGCUGCCGCCGGUGGCGAGGGCGGUGGUGGAGCUGGCGGUGGUGGCCGCGGCGGCGGCGGCGGGGUACGUGGUCGGGCUCCGCGCGGGGGGCACGCGGACCACGACGGUGGCGGGCGCGGCGGCGCUCGGGGCGGUCAGCGUCGCGGGCGCCGCGGCGGUGAACUCCGCCGUGCCCGGGGUCGCCGCGGCGGGGCUGCACAACUACGUCGCCGGCUCCGACGACCCCACCAAGCUGGAGAGCAGCGAGGUGGAGGCCAUCGCGAGCAAAUACGGCGUUAGCACAGAGGAUGCAACCUUCAAGGCCGAGCUCUGUGAUUUGUAUGGCAGGUUUGUUUUCUCAUUAAUUCAUCCAGGAUAUGAAGACCUUGAAGGUACUGAAGUUGAGACUAUUAUAAAGUUUAAAAAGGCCCUUGGGUUGAAUGAUAUAGAUGCUGCAAAUGUGCACAUGGAGAUUGCUAAACGCAUUGAUCGCAAUGCUGGUGUAGGACAACAGCAGGCAUUUGAAAAGCUUAUAUUUGUAACAAAUCUUGUGUUUCGGGAUGCAUAUGAAUACCUACUUCCAUGGAAACGUCUUUUCGGGGUUCAUGAAUCUCAGAUAGACGAUGUUAUGAGGGAAAGUGCCAAGAGUUUAUAUGCAUCAUUGCUCAAGUCUAUUGGGAGAGGUCUUGACAUAGGCACAUUAAUUGAAGUAAGGAGAUCACAACUAGCAUAUAAACUUUCUGAUGAGAUUGCUUCUGAGAUGUUCAGGGAGCAUGCAAAGAAGUUAGUUGAAGAAAACAUUUCAACAGCCUUGAACAACUUGAAUAACCGAACACAGGUUGUUGAAGAAGUGAAAAGCAUCCUUUCAUUUAAUGGUAUGCUUACAGUACUGAGCAAUUUCCCGGGAGAAGAAAGAUUUGUCCGCGGGCUUGGGCCUAUUACAUUAGGUGGAGACAGUGAUCAUGAAAAGAGGGUAGAGGAUCUAAAGAUGCUCUAUAGUGCCUAUGCAAUGGAGGUACUUUCAGAUGGACAUCUUAACGAUGACAAGCUUGCGGCUUUGAAUCAACUGAGGAAUAUAUUUGGACUGGCGAAGUACGAAGCAGAAGCAAUCAUCACAGAUGUCAAGGCUCGAGUAUUUCAGACCUACUAAAUUCUUUAACAAUGAGUUGGCUGCGACCCCAAAGAAGGCAGAGUUCCUCCAAGAUAUCUGCGAAGAGUUGCAAUUUGAUCCUCUCAACUUGCAAGUAAGAUGCAUGAAGGUGCCAUCCUGACACCUUCCCUUGUUCCACCACUAGUUUCACAACGUAGCUGCCCUGACCGCCUUGAAAUCUGGGCAAAUUGAGAACUGGGUUUCUCUUGGUGGCUCUAUCUAUAUAUAUGGUACUUAGAGAAAAUAACAUUAUAAUAUUGCAGGCCCUAUUCCUUUUCAAUAUCUGCUUAUACUAUGUGUAAAUACACUCUAAUAUAAUAAUAUUAUAAUAAUUAGAGGCCUCUAUUCCCCUCUGGCUGGCUUUUGUAUUUAGAGGACUGAGAGAACUGGGACAGUACUCACUGAUUGUUCAUAUUUAUGUAUUAGUUCAUGUGUUGUGUAUACUGUAUACAUAGACAUAUUUGGUUGUUUUUGGGAGUGUA